GUCCUCCUUAGCUCUUUUCAAAGCCUCAGCCUGGAAAUCUCCGUCUCCUCCUUGUGGGCGCUAAAUACAAUGGAUCCUGGGCCAAGCUGAAGUCCCGAGUUAAAUCCAAGACCUGAGGGUACUCCCAAUCCCUGAGUGAAGUGCUGCGCUGGGUUGCCGGGCAACUAACUGCUACAGCUGGUGCAGAAGGUGGGUGGGAUGCUGAGAAAAAAAUACAAGGAUCGAGGACAAGAAAAACAGAGUGGGAGGGGCUUUUCAAGGAUCUACGCUUCAGAAUUUACACCAUCCUUCCAAAUCGUAGCUGCGUUUCCGGGAACUGAGUUGUGUUUACCUUGGCUUCUGACUAUGUUGGCAACAGGUUUCCUGCAAGGAACAGGCGCGGCUCUACACCAUCGUCCCUCCUCCCCACACCCCCUGCCUUUCAAUAGCCAUUUUCCUGAAGCCGGAGGCAUCCCAGAUUAAGGGCAAGGUACGGGCCCUUUAAACUUGACCUACGGAAGCGGACUGAGCUAAAACUGACGUGCAACCGGAAUGUGAGCUGUAUCAGACACGUGGUACAAGGAGGCAUUCAUCUUGGAACCGGGCAACUGGCAUUUCCGCUCUGGAUUGGUGUGGGAAGAGCCUGCCUGUGGGGAGCGGCCACUCCAUACUGCUGAGGCCUCAGGACUGCUGCUCAGCUUGCCAGUUACCUGAAGAGGCGGCGGAGCCGGGCCCCUGACCGGUCACCAUGUGGGCCUUCUCGGAAUUGCCCAUGCCGCUGCUGGUCAAUUUGAUCGUCUCGUUGCUGGGAUUUGUGGCCACAGUCACCCUCAUCCCAGCCUUCCGGGGCCACUUCAUUGCUGCGCGCCUCUGUGGUCAGGACCUCAACAAAACCAGCCGACAACAGAUCCCAGAAUCCCAGGGAGUGAUCAGCGGUGCUGUUUUCCUUAUCAUCCUCUUCUGCUUCAUCCCUUUCCCCUUCCUGAACUGCUUUGUGAAGGAGCAGUGUAAGGCAUUCCCCCACCAUGAAUUUGUGGCCCUGAUAGGUGCCCUCCUUGCCAUCUGCUGCAUGAUCUUCCUGGGCUUUGCGGAUGAUGUACUGAAUCUGCGCUGGCGCCAUAAGCUGCUGCUACCCACAGCUGCCUCACUACCUCUCCUCAUGGUCUAUUUCACCAACUUUGGCAACACGACCAUUGUGGUGCCGAAGCCCUUCCGCCCAAUUCUUGGCCUGCAUCUGGACUUGGGAAUCCUGUACUAUGUCUACAUGGGGCUGCUGGCAGUGUUCUGUACCAAUGCCAUCAAUAUCCUAGCAGGAAUUAAUGGCCUAGAGGCUGGCCAGUCACUAGUCAUUUCUGCUUCCAUCAUUGUCUUCAACCUGGUAGAGUUGGAAGGUGAUUGUCGGGAUGAUCAUGUCUUUUCCCUCUACUUCAUGAUACCCUUUUUUUUCACCACUUUGGGAUUGCUGUACCACAACUGGUACCCAUCACGGGUGUUUGUGGGAGAUACCUUCUGUUACUUUGCUGGCAUGACCUUUGCCGUGGUGGGCAUCUUGGGACACUUCAGCAAGACCAUGCUACUAUUCUUCAUGCCCCAGGUGUUCAACUUCCUCUACUCACUGCCUCAGCUCCUGCAUAUCAUCCCCUGCCCUCGCCACCGCAUACCCAGACUCAAUAUCAAGACAGGCAAACUGGAGAUGAGCUAUUCCAAGUUCAAGACCAAGAGCCUCUCUUUCUUGGGCACCUUUAUUUUAAAGGUGGCAGAGAGCCUCCGGCUGGUGACAGUACACCAAAGUGAGACUGGGGAUGGUGAAUUCACUGAAUGUAACAACAUGACCCUCAUCAACUUGCUACUUAAAAUCUUCGGGCCCAUACAUGAGAGAAACCUCACAUUGCUCCUGCUGCUGCUGCAGGUGAGGAUGGGGACUGGGUUUAUACCUCCUUGUUUCCCUUUCUCCGUGAUUCUUACUCCAGUCCAUUUCUCCUUGCAGAUCCUGGGCAGUGCCUUCACCUUCUCCAUUCGAUAUCAGCUCGUUCGACUCUUCUAUGAUGUCUGAGUCCCUGGAUCAUUGUCCUUUACCUCACAGUCUCUAGGAUUCCUGACUCAGGCUGACCUCUCUCUGGUCCCAGACUGCCUCCUUGCCCAGGCCUCUCUCACUCUUCAUACUCCUCCAGAUUUUGUUCUCAGCAUUUUCUUUUCCCUGUGAUCAUUGGCAUCCUGGGCGUUUCUUGCCCCCUACUGUCUACUGAUUGGAUUUUACUUAUGACUUUCUGCAACUUGCUACUCUCCCUCUCCAUCCUGUCUUUGCAGCGUCACAGGGUGGGAUACAGCAGUUUUUUUUGCAGUUAUCCACAGUCACAUUUCAGAGUCCUGACUCUCAAGGAACUACUGGUUUUUGGGAUAGAACUUGGGCCAGGGCUAGGGACACAGGCUCCACAGUGACCUGUUAUUUGAUUGUAAAUUAAGUGUUCUGAUUAGUAAGAAGUAAGCAGGGGGCCACAUGCUCUCAAUGGAGACAAUAAAGUGUUGUCUUUUUCUUAUUGUU
Messenger RNA from Rhinopithecus roxellana (golden snub-nosed monkey), 2521 nucleotides. It is a transcript of the gene DPAGT1, whose product is annotated as dolichyl-phosphate N-acetylglucosaminephosphotransferase 1. Gene Ontology annotation, biological process: protein N-linked glycosylation; dolichol-linked oligosaccharide biosynthetic process. The transcript has 9 exons. Gene Ontology annotation, cellular component: membrane. NCBI's taxonomy places the organism in Eukaryota, Metazoa, Chordata, Mammalia, Primates, Cercopithecidae. The record is from RefSeq and is a predicted model, not a curated record. Gene Ontology annotation, molecular function: UDP-N-acetylglucosamine-dolichyl-phosphate N-acetylglucosaminephosphotransferase activity. The coding region runs from base 728 to 2032 and encodes 434 amino acids.